Messenger RNA from Somion occarium, 2850 nucleotides. Lineage: Eukaryota; Fungi; Basidiomycota; Agaricomycetes; Polyporales; Cerrenaceae. The record is from the annotation of a GenBank genome assembly.
UAUGAAUCUCGUUGGACUUCUUGUUCACGAUCUUUGACUUCCGUUCGGCUCUGUUCAAACUUAUCCAUGCUUCAAAACUCUUAGCAAUGCAGGCAGACACAUAGCGUCCAGUUUGGACCGCAUUGCCGUUCGCCAGGUACUUUGAGUGGAAUCUAUCUCAGGCUACCACGGAAUACUUAUCCACUUCAACACGUUUCUGAGAACGUCCUUUCGGUCCGUGCCAUACCCUGACCAGGAUCUCAAUUGAAACGAAGUAUACAAGUAUAUCAGGCCAUUCAAGUUCCAGAAUGUCGAGCCUUUUUAUAUAGUCCGGCAGUGCGUAUUACAUCAAUCAUAUACUGAUCUACAUCGCGAGAAGUUUGAACAAAGUCUAUAUUGAGUACACACGCCAUAGACAUGGACUACGAUUACGUUCAUCGCUGUGUCUGCGGAGGAUUCGUGAAGUGCACUUCAAAAAGUAGCGGAUCGCUCUAGGCCAUUCGUUGAGCCAGUACACGACAAAGCUCUUGACCGAAUCAAGCAGAAGUUAUGAGUUUUAAAGACGUCUUCUUGCAAGCUGAACAGUGAUGUUGUGGAAUACGUUGGCAAAUGGAGAUGCUUCUCGUUCCUUCACCGGAACUUUGAGCAAGAGGCUUCUGGACCUACGCUUAAGGAAGAUGGUUAAUCCACAAGCCUUUCUAACACGAUGAGUACAGACUUAGUCUUUUGAAUAUUUGCAUAAUAACAUCGGAAAUGAAUCGAUGAUACUCACGCGUUUUAUAUCAUUUUCCGAAGUUCAAGUAAUGUCCAUGUAUUGCCAAUCCCCGCUCCGUUAAUGCGGAACAUCUUAUUCGUCUUACUAAAGGUAAUCCCACGGCAUGGAAUCUUGGUACCGAACAUGGUGUUUUGGACAGUUGGAGUGUAAACCGAGGUCUGGCAGCCGGCAUAGAAUCGAGCAUGGGAAUGAGGUAUUCGUGUCGUGUCGUUGCCGUCUGUGGUAAUGUUCUUGGCUACAUUUUUGUUAUGCGUGUCAGUACUUGGGCUCCCGUAAACACUGCCGUCGACCUGUCAGAAUGCAAUCUUCUAUAUCAUGGAACUGCUGGAGCUGUAUUCCCACCAAAUGGAGCACCGAAUGCUAUAUAUUCCAGCCUUGUAUGCCACUCAAGGUUGUGUCCUUGCUUCUUACUUCAAGAUGUACUUUGUGCUAGCUGUUUGCGCUCUCUCUAUCCUUCUUCUGCGAUGGUUGUUUGGAUCCACUCGAAAGUCUUUACCUCUACCUCCUGGGCCGAAAGGCUAUCCUUUAAUCGGUAACCUUUUGAAUAUGCCAAAGGUUACGCCUUGGAAAACAUUUCAAGAAUGGUCGAAGAUCUAUGGAGAUGUUAUCUUCUUGGAUCUUCCUCAACAACCCACAGUGGUUCUAGGAUCCGUGCAAGCUGCCUUGGACCUCAUGGAGAAACGUUCACAUAUAUACUCGGACAAGCCCGUCUUCGUGAUGGAUGAGCUGAUGACUUGGGAUUUCAACCUAGGAUUUAUGCCGUAUACGCAGAAAUGGCGGGACCAUCGUCGAGCCUUUCACCAGUAUUUCAACCAACGUGAAGUUGCCAAAUAUGAACCGAUUCAAGUGCAAGAGUGUCGUGCUUUUCUUCGACGAAUGCUCGAUGCCCCGGACGAUUUGGCUCAACAUGUUCGCCAAAUAUUCACUGCUAUCAUCCUGAAGGCUGUUUACGAUAUGGAUAUAAAAGGUUUGGAUGACGAGUACCUGCUUUUGGCACAGGAGGCCGUUCUGGGUACCAUCCAGUCGAGACUCCCUGGCACAUACUGGAUAGAAUUCUUCCCAUUUUUCAAGCAUAUUCCUAGCUGGGUUCCUGGAGCUAAAUUCAAGCAGGCCGCGGAGCAUUACAGGCCUUACGUUGAAGCUAUGCGUAACAAACCAUUCGAUGUUGUUAAGCAGGCUGUUGCCAAUGGAUCUGCUUCGCCCUCCAUCGCGGCAAGUCUGAUCAAAAAGAUUGAGGAACGAUACAAGGGAACCAAUCUAGAGUCGCAGCAGGAAGAAAUUGCUCGAAACGUGACGGGUAUUGCAUUUGCAGCCGGGGCUGAUACUACAACCGCUGCAGCACAGACCUUCCUUAUUGCAAUGAGUCUAUUUCCGGAUGUUCAGCGGAAUGCGCAAGCGGAGCUCGACCGUGUGGUCUCUGAUAAUAGACUUCCUGACUUCGGUGAUCAUGACAAGCUAAUCUAUGUUCAAGCUGUUACUCUUGAGAGUAUGCGCUGGUUGACCACCUUUCCCCUUGGCCUUCCUCAUCGUGUCUCUUGUGAUGACGUAUACAAAGGGUUCCUCAUUCCAAAAGGUACCAUAGUGACGGCUAAUGCUUGGGCUAUGCUGCAUAACCCUGAGGACUAUCCGGAUCCGGACCAAUUCAAACCAGAGCGGUUCAUAAAAAAUGGGCAGCUGGAUCCUAACGUUCGCAACCCACUGACAAUCGCAUUUGGCUUUGGCCGACGCAUUUGCGCAGGCCGACAUCUAAGUAACGGAUCUUUAUUCUUAGCCAUAGCGUCUAUUUUGCACACCUUCAACAUCAGCCCUAUCCUUGACGAUAACGGAGAACCCUUCGAUCCUUUGGUCUCGAUGAGUACAAGUGUUAUCUCAGUUCCGGACAGUGUUCCGUGCACUCUAACCCCUCGCUCGUCCAAGGCGGAGCGCCUUAUUCGUGAAUGGUGUAUGACAAAUGAAAGGGAAUGUUGAAGUGGUUGAACGCUUGAUGUAGGAGCUGCCCAUCUGAAUACCAUGAAGCGUUUAAUGAUAUAGACUCAGUUUGUGUGCCUUGGAUGCCUGGCUCAAGAAUUAGAGACUAGUGACACUAGCCGUCAAGU